Molecule: messenger RNA, 1838 nt
Organism: Periophthalmus magnuspinnatus
Lineage: Eukaryota; Metazoa; Chordata; Actinopteri; Gobiiformes; Gobiidae
Gene: gnao1b
Product: guanine nucleotide binding protein (G protein), alpha activating activity polypeptide O, b
Exons: 8
Coding region: 274-1338 (354 amino acids)
Biological process (GO): adenylate cyclase-modulating G protein-coupled receptor signaling pathway; G protein-coupled dopamine receptor signaling pathway
Cellular component (GO): heterotrimeric G-protein complex
Molecular function (GO): mu-type opioid receptor binding; G-protein beta/gamma-subunit complex binding; GTP binding
Source: RefSeq, a predicted model, not a curated record
CCAGCUCCGCCCUAAAAGACACCCCCUCCCCAUCAAAUAACCCCUACCAUCAAGCUUUAGCAGCGGACAACCCACCCCUGACAACCCCCUCGAAGCGGAGAGAGGGGACGGAGGCAUAUAUUCACGGAAAAAACACCGUUAUUUGCCCUCAUUCUGGGCCUAAUGCUGUAGCGGACAUCGGAGGAGGGAGCGCGAAGGAGAGUCAACGCAGUGAUUGAGAGUCGGCGAGGGACAGGGCGGACCAGGGAGGAUAUUGCUCAUUCGCCUUGAAACAUGGGAUGUACACUGAGCGCCGAGGAGCGCGCUGCUCUAGACAGGAGCAAAGCCAUCGAGAAAAACCUCAAAGAAGAUGGACUGGUCGCUGCUAAGGAUGUCAAAUUGCUACUACUCGGCGGUGGAGAGUCCGGCAAAAGUACCAUUGUCAAACAGAUGAAGAUUAUCCAUGAAGAUGGCUUUUCAGGGGAUGAUGUGAAGCAGUAUAAGCCAGUGGUCUACAGCAACACCAUUCAGAGCUUGGCCGCCAUCCUUCGAGCCAUGGACUCAUUGGGCAUUGAGUUUGGAGACAAAGACAGAAAAGCUGAUGCAAAGUUGGUGUGUGAUGUAGUCAGUCGUAUGGAGGACACAGAACCAUACUCAGCAGAGCUGCUGACUGCCAUGAAGCGUGUAUGGGCAGAUGCUGGAACACAAGAGUGCUUUAAUCGUGCUCGUGAAUACCAGCUCAAUGAUUCAGCCAAAUAUUAUUUGGAUAGUUUAGAUCGAAUUGGCGCAGCAGACUACCAGCCCACAGAGCAGGACAUCCUGAGAACCAGAGUGAAGACCACUGGUAUUGUGGAAACCCACUUCACCUUCAAAAACCUACAUUUCAGGCUGUUUGACGUGGGAGGUCAAAGGUCAGAAAGAAAGAAGUGGAUCCACUGCUUUGAAGAUGUGACAGCCAUUAUCUUCUGUGUGGCUUUGAGUGGCUAUGAUCAGGUGCUUCAUGAAGAUGAGACAACAAAUCGCAUGCACGAAUCGCUUAUGCUCUUCGACUCUAUCUGCAACAACAAGUUCUUCAUCGACACCUCCAUCAUCCUCUUCCUUAACAAAAAAGAUCUGUUUGCUGAGAAGAUUAAGAAAUCCCCUCUCACUAUCUGCUUUCCAGAAUACACAGGUGCUAAUACUUAUGAUGAUGCUACAGCAUAUAUACAGGUGCAGUUUGAGAGUAAAAACCGGUCUCCCAACAAAGAGAUCUAUUGCCACCUGACCUGUGCCACAGACACAGGGAACAUCCAGGUAGUGUUUGAUGCCGUCACUGACAUCAUUAUUGCAAAUAACCUUAGAGGAUGUGGCUUGUAUUGAGGCCUGAACAAGCACAGAGGUUGUCAUGGAGAGUAUGAGGAGUUAAUAACACACAUGAAUAUAUAAGUCUAUACGUCCAAAUGGGCCCAAAGAGCUGCCGUCAGACACAGCCCUGGAUAACUGCUAUAAUUUUUCUCCUUUCUGUUGUCUUCAUUACAAUUGAAAAUAUGUUUUAGCAAAAUGUUUUUGUUAUCCUUUAUGUUUGUGUUAAUGACUGUCAACAUCUGUUGAGGUAGAGACUGCGGCACCAGGGUUAUAUCCAUUCUUAUUAGAAAAAAAUAAUGCAAUUAUUGGAGUGUACAAUGUAAUGUACAAGGAGAACAUUUGAAUUUAGAUCCUGGUGCUGUGUGUUUGAGGUUCUAUCAAGGCAGAGGCUGCAUUCAGGGUGACGAUUAAGAAAGAAAAACAUGGCACAAAAUUACUCUUCCUUCAAAGCCACACAACUGGUUAGUCUGCAGGCCCAUACCACCUUCUCUCUGAUAUUAAAAAAAUAUGAAAAA